Molecule: messenger RNA, 1379 nt
Organism: Zymoseptoria tritici IPO323
Lineage: Eukaryota; Fungi; Ascomycota; Dothideomycetes; Mycosphaerellales; Mycosphaerellaceae
Exons: 3
Coding region: 51-989 (312 amino acids)
Biological process (GO): positive regulation of TOR signaling; cellular response to amino acid stimulus; cellular response to starvation
Cellular component (GO): Gtr1-Gtr2 GTPase complex; nucleus; fungal-type vacuole membrane
Molecular function (GO): GTPase activity; GTP binding
Source: RefSeq, a predicted model, not a curated record
AUCAUCGAGGACCGUCCAUCGAGACGUGCUCCCAAGGCAGAAAGUUCAACAUGAGCACUUCCGACCGCAGUAAGCGCCACAAGCAGCGCAAAGUACUGCUGAUGGGCCGAUCUGGAGCGGGAAAGUCGUCAAUGAGAUCCAUUAUCUUCAGCAACUAUGUGGCCAAAGAUGUACGGAGACUCGGAGCGACAGUCGACGUCGAGCAUGCGAACAUUAAAUUCAUGGGAAACCUCAUGCUCAAUCUAUGGGAUUGUGGAGGACAAGACUCUUUCGUGGAAUCAUACCUCACCAACCAAAGAUCGCACGUCUUCACCUCCGUAGCAGUUUUGAUCUUCGUCUUCGACGUCUCCUCCAAAGAAGCAGCGUCAGAUAUGCUCAGCUUCGCCUCCACCAUCCGCGCCCUGAAAGAAUACAGUCCCAAUUCCAAGAUCUUCAUAUUGAUUCACAAGAUGGACCUCAUCCGACCUGACCAGAAACACAACAUCUACGGCCACAAAAUGCGGGACAUCCGAGCCACCUGCGACGACGAAGGCUUCCACAGUGCACAAGUCGACUUUUGCCCAAGCUCCAUUUGGGAUCAAAGUCUCUACAAAGCGUGGACGCAGGUCAUCUACUUCCUCGUACCAAACGCGAACACGAUAGAAUCGAUGCUGCAGCGUUUAGCAGACCUCCUCGAUGCAAGAGAAAUGAUCCUCUACGAACGCACGACCUGCCUAGUCGUCACGCACAUCACACGCGGCAACGAAGAGCGUAAUCCUUAUACCGAUCGCUUCGAGCGGAUCAGCAGUAUUCUCAAAACGCACAAACACUCCAUGUCCAAGCACACAGGCACCAUGGCGUCCGAAGUCUCGUUUGCGGAAAUGCAGAUCAAGACCGGAUCGUUCAUGUUCUUCAUCACGCGGUUGACGGAGAACACGAAUUUGGCGGUCGUCAUGCCGAGUGAUGAGGCGUGUUUCAAUGCUGCGAGGAACCAUGCGCUCGUUCUGUGAUUUGCUUGGAUACGUCUCCAGCCAAUGCAUAAAGUGUCGUCGCGGAAAGAUGCAGUAUGUUGCAUCGUUGACGUUUGCAAAGUACAAGUUCAGGAGGUGAAUGGUCGCAUCGCGGUCGACAAAAUAGGGAUCCUCCUCCCAGCUCAGGACUCUUGAAGGCGAUCGUGGAGCUGCCGAGCUGGCAGCAGAAUGAUGGUGGUGGUAUGCUUGUGUUGGCGGUCCUGGAGGUUGUUGAACUGCGCCAUUGCUUCCAUAGACUGGCGAUAUGGAUCGAGGCUUCUUGGAAGGCAUUCCGGGAGGUGGAAAGUCGUCCGCGAGGCGUCGCUUGAGCGCAACAUCGGUAGUGUAUGCGCGAGGAGAUGAAUCCGACAUGCUUUUUCGGGAGGGCGA